GCCGGCGUCCCUCCCCCGCCGGCGGCCGGCGCACGAGCGUCCCCCUCGCGCAUAACCCCUCGACCAAGAGAGCGAUCCGUAACAACUAAAGUUCUCGUGAAAAGUUGAGCCGGGCGCUCUCCUACGCCCUCCUGCUAUAAUAGCCGCUCUCGCGCUGGUCUCUCUACCGACCGUCGUCGUCGUCUCUCGUCUCUGUUCAUCUGUCCCACAUUCCGUGAGACGGAGAAGGAGAGGGACGGACGUGAGCGAAUAAAGGGAGGGAACGGGAGAGGCAGGGAGAAGGAGCGAGAGAGAGAAGAGGGAAGAAAGGGCAAGCGCGAGAGGACGAGACAGAGAGGGAGAAAGAGAGAGGAACCGCGCCGUGGACGACUCCGACGGAUUAGGGAAUAGAAUAGUCAUUAUCGUGUAUACAUCCGUAUUCUACGAGCUAUCGGUCGCGCUCGUUCGGAGAGUCGGUCGUCGGUGGUGUGGCGAGACGCCGUGCCCGCGGGUUUGGCGCCGGUUUCAGUGGUGUGCGAGUGCGGUACCGAGAGAUCGAACGACCUAGCCCGUCUCUUUUCUGACAUUGGAGCGCGCCGGCAGAGAGUAUUACGCGUCGGGCCACGGUGUGUGUUGGAGUGCGAGUUCGGGGGCUUCGCCUGGAUUAAUCGGGCUCAAGACGAGGAAUAUCGACGCGGGAGCAGCGGCGCCGGCAAUUACGAGCGGUGCUCGUGGGCAGAGCAUAUAACUUGGACGUCGAGGACGUUUCUUUAGGGAGACCGCGGCGGAGGGGUGGUCGUGCUGGGGGCCGAGGGGGUGGUGAUGUGGCCGAACAGCCUCGGAGGUACUUCCGGCUGCAGCGGGGGCGCCGGCGCCACCGAUCUCGGGGGCCUCGCCGCCUCCACCACCUCGGCCUCCGAGCUCUUCGGGCCCGCGGCGUUCGGCGCGACCGCCGCGGGGCCCUACGGCGCCCUUAAGACGGCACCCUACAUGAGCGCGCUUAGCAUGCCGUCAAUAGAUGCUUUACACUCCACCAUCGGCUAUCCCGGUUGUACACCCGCCGGUGAGUCCUACUACUGCAAUCCGAGAAAGCAACGACGGGAAAGAACAACGUUCACACGAGCACAAUUGGACGUAUUAGAGGGACUUUUUUCAAAGACGAAGUAUCCUGACAUUUUCAUGCGUGAGGAAGUAGCGAUGAAAAUCAAUUUACCAGAAUCGAGAGUGCAGGUGUGGUUCAAGAAUAGAAGAGCUAAAUGCCGACAGCAACAGAAGCAACAGCAACAACAGCAAGAUAAGGCACCGAGAUCGAAGAAACCUUCGGGGAGUCCGGCUAGUAAUCCACCCCCUGGAAAAAGUCCUUCAAUUGCUACCACGCCCACACCUGCCGCCGCGGUACCUGCUACUACGCCCUUGAGCGGAGGCACUGGAGGUUCAGCGGCAAGUUCUCCGGCGCUUUUAAGGGAUUCGCCGCAAUAUAAACCCGCGGGAAAUGCUACUAGUUUACUGUUAGCAGCUAGUACUACCCCACCGAGCUUAGGUGGCACCGUGUACAGCAGUGGCGGUGGUAGCAGUAGUAUCUGGAGUCCAGCAGUGACGGAAAGCGGUGGAGGAUUUCCGGGUGACCACCAACGGUUAGCGUGGACGACAACCGCUUCCCAGCAGCAAUGCUACCAAAAUUAUUCGUCCUACUAUACCAAUAUGGAUUAUCUCUCGCCCGCUUCGCAUCAGUUAAACGUUGUGGACAGCGGAGGUAGCCUUGACAAUUCAUGGAGCAAAACGAGAGACGAAGGAACUUCAUCUUGGUUUUACAAUAGCGCCGGAUGGGGCGAUCGGAAGUGA
This is a messenger RNA of Camponotus floridanus (Florida carpenter ant), 1821 nucleotides long. It is a transcript of the gene otd2, whose product is annotated as homeobox protein OTX2. The record is from RefSeq and is a predicted model, not a curated record. Gene Ontology annotation, molecular function: DNA-binding transcription factor activity, RNA polymerase II-specific; RNA polymerase II cis-regulatory region sequence-specific DNA binding. The transcript has 7 exons. NCBI's taxonomy places the organism in Eukaryota, Metazoa, Arthropoda, Insecta, Hymenoptera, Formicidae. Gene Ontology annotation, biological process: regulation of transcription by RNA polymerase II. Gene Ontology annotation, cellular component: nucleus. Bases 802 to 1821 code for a protein of 339 amino acids.